Molecule: messenger RNA, 4114 nt
Organism: Falco peregrinus (peregrine falcon)
Lineage: Eukaryota; Metazoa; Chordata; Aves; Falconiformes; Falconidae
Gene: ARPP21
Product: cAMP regulated phosphoprotein 21
Exons: 22
Coding region: 909-3539 (876 amino acids)
Cellular component (GO): cytoplasm
Molecular function (GO): nucleic acid binding
Source: RefSeq, a predicted model, not a curated record
UCCCGCCCCGGAUGCCCCCCGCCCCGGCACGCAGCGGGCGGCAUGUGCCCGCGGGGGGGUUGGGUGGGGUAAGGGGGGGCGGCGGGCGCGCCAUGGCGGCGGGGUCCCCGGCUCCUGCGCGGCGGCCCUUGGCGCGGCCGAGUCAGCACCAGCCGCGGCGGCGCUGAGCGCGGAGCCGGCGAGGAGCGACAGAAACGCGCCGCUGUCUGCGGUCCGAGGCGCAGCACGCUGCGUGGGCGGGGAGAGAGAGAAAGGGAGAGGGAGAGAGUGGCAGGCAGGCAGUACGGCGGGGAGCGCGGCAGAUAAAGGACGGGCGGCAGGCAGAGAGAGCAGCGAGCCAGCGGCAGCCGGGCAGGCGCCCAGAGCGACGCGCCAGCGAGGACGGGCAGCGGCAGCGCGGCGGGACCAGGGCGAGGCGAGGAGAGGGGAGCCGGCCCCAGGCGGGGGUCGGGCGGCGCCGCCGCGGCCACCGCGCCCGGCCAGCCCCGCGCCCGGCCAGCAGCGCAGCGCGGCGCGGAUCUCCUCCGCGGAGGAGGCGGAGGCGGAGGAAGAGACCAUGUCUUUCAGGAAGACAGGCACUGUACUGUAACAGCAGCAUAUCUGCAGCAAAAUAAACAAACCAGCCAACCAAAAAAACCAAACAAACAAAAAAAUAACCCGAGCCACCAAGACGCUGGGGGCAGAUCCCGUUUGCAGGCAAGGUUGACUAUGAUUCGUCAAACUCUCUGAAGGACCAGCAUGGAGAUUGGCAUUCUGAACUGUUAAUGGGGACAUGGGACUCACGUUGUCAUUGAUCAUUUGUGUGGACUUAACCAGCGAAGAGCAACAGAAGACGUUAGAAAGACAGUGGGAAUUAUAGCAGUUUUUCAGGUCACCAAAUCUUGUUAUUUUAAUUUCUGUCUGGAAGAAUGUCUGAGCAAGGUAAAUUGAACCAGGAGACAGCAGAGGAAGCUGUGAAAGAGCAGGAGAAUGCCAUCUCUGAAACGAACCCAGACAACUGUAUCCUUAAUAAAUCUGAAAGCUCGGAAGUAGAGGAGAAGGAGGAGAAGCUGAGUGAUGCCAAGACAGAGCUGCAGAAACGAGGUGCAAAUCAGAACCAGCAGAAAAAGAGAUCCAAGUCAGGAGCUAAAGGAAAACUCGUCCGGAGUCUUGCUGUAUGCGAAGAGUCAUCCCCUCGCCCAGGAGCAGAAAAUCUUCAUGAUAAUCAGGAAUCAAUCCAACUGCAGCUUUCAAGUUUUCCUAGCUUGCAAGAAGAAGAUAAAUCUAGUAAAGAUGACUCCGAGAAAGAAAAAGAGAAGGAUAAAAAUAAAGAAAAAGAUAAAAACAGUGAAAAAAACAAGAUCAGAAUGUUAUCAAAAGAUUGCAGUCAAGAGUACACAGACUCAACAGGCAUAGAUUUGCAUGAGUUUCUCAUUAACACAUUAAAGAAUAACCCCAGGGACAGAAUGAUACUCUUGAAAAUGGAACAAGAAAUUAUUGAUUUUAUUAGUGACAACAAUAAUCACUAUAAAAAGUUCCCUCAGAUGUCAUCGUAUCAGAGGAUGCUAGUGCACAGAGUGGCAGCUUACUUUGGAAUGGAUCACAAUGUGGAUCAGACGGGAAAAUCUGUAAUUAUCAACAAGACCAGCAAUACAAGAAUACCAGAGCAAAGGUUUUCUGAACAUUUAAAAGAUGAAAAAGGUGAAGAAUCCCAGAAGCGAUUUAUCUUGAAGCGAGAUAACUCUAGUAUUGAUAAAGAAGACAAUCAGCAAAACAGAAUUCUUCCAUUUAGAGAUGACAGACGAAGUAAAUCAAUUGAAGAGAGAGAAGAGGAGUAUCAGAGAGUGAGGGAGAGAAUAUUUGCACAAGAUUCAGUUUGCUCCCAGGAAAACCUUUUUGUGGAAAACAGUAGGCUGUUGGAAGACAGUAGUGUAUGCAAUGAUACCCAUAAGAAAAGACAGCUGUUUAGGGGUAACAGAGACAGCAUGGGGAAGGCAUCUGGCAGUCGACAGAGCAGUACGGAGAACGAAUUGAAGUGGACAGACCACCAAAGGCCAUGGAGCAGCACAGAUUCUGACAGCUCAAAUCGAAAUUUGAAGCCAGCCAUAACAAAAACAGCCAGUUUUGGUGGGAUAACUGUCCUGACAAGAGGAGAUAGCUCAUCAAGUAACAGAAGUACCGGCAAACUGUCUAAAACAGGUAGCUCAGAGUCUUCCAGCAGUGCUGGCUCCUCAGGAUCACUGUCACGACUACAUCAGCCUCUCCAAAGUGCAUCUCUUGUGCCCGGGGUGACGGCCAGCUCUUCAGGCAACGUGUCCUACCCUGAGAACGGGAUGAAUGGCCAGGUGGCUCCCAGCAACACCAGCUAUAUCAUUCUUCCACUUGAAGCUGCAGGGAUACCGCCUGGCAGUAUCCUUCUCAACCCGCACACAGGUCAACCGUUUGUAAAUCCUGAUGGGACACCGGCAAUAUACAAUCCUCCCAGUGGCCAGCAGACAAUGAGGAGCCAGAUGGUGGGACAGUCUCAGCAGCAGCCUUCAUCCCAGCAGCCUCAGCAGGUUCAGCAGCCACAGCAGCAAAUGACAAGUCACCUUGUCACACAGCCUGUUCAGGCAAUGCAGCCAUCUUCUCAGUCAGUCCAAUAUCCAGCAGUUUCUUAUCCUCCCCAGCAUCUCCUGCCAGUCUCUCCAACGCAGCAGUUUUCUGUGCGAGAUGACAUGACAACACAGUUUAACCAGAUGAGCUUAAGUCGUCAAUCAUCAGGAGACAACCCCGAAUCACCUUCUGGUCCUGUCUACCCAUCGCCUAUCUUGCAGCAGCCUGCCCAGCAGACAGGUUACAUUAUGGCUUCCCCAAGUCAGCAGCUUCCCCCAGGAGGCUUUACAGGUUCAGGUCCACCAGUAUCCCAGCAAGUGCUGCAGCCGCCGCCGCCGCCCCAGGGCUUUGUGCAACAACCACCACCACCACCUGCUCAGAUGCCAGUGUAUUACUACCCAUCUGGUCAGUACCCUACCUCAACAACUCAGCAGUACAGACCCAUUGCCUCAGUUCAGUACAAUGCACAGCGGAGUCAACAGAUCCCACAGACUGCACAGCAAGCAGUGGAGCUGUGGGGCACUGAAGCACAUACUUACAUCAAUUCCUGUUCAGGUUACCAGCCUGUCCUGCCGAACCAGCAGCAGGGGUUCCAGGGUCUCAUGGGAAUGCAGCAGCCACCCCAAAGCCAGAACCUGAUGAAUAAUCAACAGGGAAACCAGGUGCAAGGCAUGAUGGUGCAGUAUCCAGCCAUGUCAUCUUAUCAGGUGCCAAUGACCCAGGGUUCUCAAGGAUUGCCGCAACAAUCAUAUCAACAACCAAUCAUGCUACCUAAUCAAUCAGGUCAAGGAACACUUACAGCCACUGGAAUGCCUGUCUACUGUAAUGUCAUACCUCCUGCCCCACAGAACAACCUACGGUUGAUUGCCCCACACUGCCCCUCCAAUAACGUUCCAGUUAUUUCUGCCAGCUGCAGGACAAACUGUGCAAGCAUUAACAAUGCAGGGUGGCAGGUCAAGUACUGACACUGUGGCUUAGUGUGGAUAUACGAGGAUAGCGGUGCAUUAUUUGACAAAUAACUCAUGGCCUUCAAAUGAAGAGGAAUACAACAGGAUAAUCAGUUGAGGACAUAAGUACUGACUAUGCUCAAGUGAUUUGCUGCUGGAAAAAUCUGUAAAAAAAUCAAAUAAAAUAAAUUUUGAAAAAAAAAAUGUUUGCUGGUUAAUGGUGCAUAUUUUUGUCAUGUCUGCUAGGUAUGCCUUUAUAGCUUAGCUAGUGACAUGAAUUCAUUGAGGUAAGAUUUUUUCCUACCACUGGACACCACUGUGUAGAUUGUAAUAUCCCCAAUUCGGAUUAGUUUUGUACUUUGUGUUGAGUUUGUGAAGCUAAAAGUAUUUAAAAAUAUAAUAAAAUCACAUUGUACCAAAGCUGUAAUGGAAAUGAAAAAAAAUGAAAACAAACAAAAAAAAAAAAAGAAGAAUUACUGAAUGGAAGGAAUAAUUUAUAUACACUAUAGAGUUUUUUUAUGGAUAUAUACUGUAUUGUAGUGCUUAAUCACAAUAAAGAUAUUUGACCUCAUGGAGAAAGGUCAUGUUUCUAC